AUAAAAUGCGAUGAAGAAAAAAGUAUAAUUACUUGAUGGUGGUAAUUGUUCUUCUUACUGAAAAACAAACUUUACUGAGAAGGUUGCUAUUGGUGAGCGGAUUCACGUACGUUACUAACUAACUUUUAACUACUAACUUAAAAUAACUUGGCCUGCAAGUUUCUGCAUAAUUAAAAUGCCGUUUUAUUGCGGAUUAACUAUCGCGUAGCCUACUAAUUGAAUUUACAAUUUACAUUUACAUGUAGUCAUUAGCAGACGCUCCAGAGCGACUUACAGUAAGUACAGGGACAUUCCCCCACAAUAACUAAGCCUUUGAGUUUCCGCAUGAUAAACAAAAUCAGCCUUUCUGUUUCUGUUGUUGACUGCAUAAGAACCGAGACCCAAAAUGAAUAUAAUGCACAUACAUAUUGUGAGUUAUUAUUUUGUGGUUCUUGCAUGAAUGCAUUGAUAUGCUUGGCCUUUGUAAGUCGCUCUGGAUAAGAGCGUCUGCUAAAUGACUAAAUGUAAAUGCCUUUAAGCAUUAAAAUGUUCAACAGCAGAAACCUAUACAAUGCUCUCAGAGGACGGAAUAAACUACUUGGACCGUAGUCUCUCACUAACUGAUGCCGCUCGUUACUGCCUUGGUCCAGCUCCAUUCCCAAAAUAUAUUGGCAACAUCAUAGGCUCUCAAUAAACUAGACGUGAAUGCACGGAUUGAUUUAUCAGUCUCAGUAACCUGUAAAUGACUGUAAUAGGGCGGUACCGCAAUUGCGCUAGCUGAAUAGUUUUACUUUCAUUUUUACGUUGAAGUGAUAACACAGGGCUCUCAAGUGUCACGCAUUCGUGACAGUCACUCAUUUCGGUCUUUUGUCACGCACUCCCGCCACACGUUGUAUUUCUCACGCGGAAAACUUAUGUUUAAUAUGCCGCACCGCGUCGCCGCCCAAAAUGUCUCUGGCCGCGCCGCUCUCACUAUGGAACCGGCAGGAAUCAAGCGCGUCUCCCCUGGAGACUCCCCUGCCACUUAUCAGUCAAUCAAAAAGAAAAGGGCUACACAAUAGCCAAUCAGAAAAUAGCACUAUUGUAUCUGUGUAAGAUUUAACGCAAACACCAAUGAAAAAAAGCAUAUCCUGGAAUUGUUGACGUGAUUCUGCUACAACGUCUUCAGAAAGUUUCGUUCAUCCACAGAGCAAACCACUGGAGCUCAAGCAUCACUUUGAGCACAGAGGUCACUUAACAACUUGUUUGUCCCUGAUUGAACAACACUUCCUUCCACUAUUUCCUGAUGUGACCUUGGCCCUCCUUUAGCCGCCUAUCUGACUCCACCAGACUCUCGCCUCCUACUUUACAUACAUGAGGAGGUGCAGCUCAACUACAGACAAAAAGCUCUGAACUCAACGCCACUAAAGCAUCUUUCAGUCAUGGUUUGUGCCCAUGUGUUGGCUAAGUUUGCUCUGCUGUUCCUGCUGUCCUUUGGAGUCUCCCAUGUUGAAAAUAAGACUCUGGACCAAAAUACACUGGUCCCUGUGAUCCAAUUCUUUAACCAGAACUAUGAUCCAGGUUCCCAGUACGCCAUUGCCAUCAACGUUCCUUCAAAUCAGUGUGCUGACUAUGUUGACAACAACUUCCUCACAAAGUAUCCUGCAAACAAUGUCAAGAACGACAUGAGCAGUGAAGACAAACUGUACACAGCUGCAGAGUUGAUAGCCGCCCGCCCAAAGAAGAAAGGGAAGUUUAACAUCCACUCCGAGUCCAUCCUGCUGAGAAUUCCAGACAAGCAAGGGGUGGUGCCCAUGAAUCAACUGCUGAAGAAAUAUUCCAAUGGCUGCGUGGUGUUCUACACCUACAACUCCCCGUGUGUGCAGACCUGCACAGCUCCUGACGGCACACACAGCAUCCUCCCAGCCCUGGAGGAGCUGUUCCGGAACUACGAAGGAUCCAAGGCCUUCGUCUUUACAGACAUAUUUCCUCAUGACAAACCAAAGCCUGAGCUAGCAGCGCAGCUUAGGCUUGUUGAUGAUCGCAUUCCCCUUUACCGUUGUGUAAAAGAUAACAAAACACAACAAAUAGCAGAAUGCUUUGUGUGCAGAGGCAACAAUGGGAACAUAGUUGAGGAGUGCCUGAAGUAGCAUGAGACAGAUUUAGUCUAAUCAUUAAUGCGGAGGUCACUGGUUAGACAUCUUCAUUGAUAUGUUAGCUCUCGUGCAUCAUUUACUGUACACUAUCAGGAACACUUUAAAGUAAAAUAACACGUACACCACUUAUUCUAUUGCCUGUCUAGUUAAGGGGCUAACAAAGCUACAGUAGCCCUGUUAGUCUGUUGUGUCUGUGCUACUUUGAGUUGUAUCUGAUAUUAAAUAUGAUGGUCAAUUUUCACCAAGUAAAUAAAUAGAAUAUCUCAGCACAGUC
Messenger RNA from Osmerus eperlanus (European smelt), 2388 nucleotides. RefSeq lists its product as uncharacterized. The record is from RefSeq and is a predicted model, not a curated record. Bases 1401 to 2108 code for a protein of 235 amino acids. NCBI's taxonomy places the organism in Eukaryota, Metazoa, Chordata, Actinopteri, Osmeriformes, Osmeridae. The transcript is spliced from 4 exons.